Messenger RNA from Eruca vesicaria subsp. sativa (arugula), 632 nucleotides. Lineage: Eukaryota; Viridiplantae; Streptophyta; Magnoliopsida; Brassicales; Brassicaceae. The record is from the annotation of a GenBank genome assembly.
AACAAAGUUACAUAACUUUUAGUAUAAAUAGAUCCCCAUACCUAUGGAUUUGCAUGUAUCAUCAAAGUCUUAACUAGUUUACUCAAAAGAGUUUAUAAAACGAGAGAGGAAAAAGAAAAAAGUAAUGGCAAAGACCUUCAACUCUGUCAGCUUCACCGUUUUCUUGAUUGUUCUCGUGAUGGCUUCAACCGGUAUCAUCAAAAGCGAGGCCAGUCCGGCAUGCUACAAUAAGGGUGCUACUCAAUGCCCUAACGCAGCUGACCGUGUUUUCUACCAGGAGUGUGGGGCUGAGCCAUUCGUAGGUGGUGAUUGUGAAUGCUGUAAAUGUUGCAUGCAGACAUACGGUAGCCCUCUAGUCUGUUGGGCGGUUGUUGAGGGAAGUGACAAUCACUGCCAUUGCUACAAACACGUAUGAGGUUUGAAGUACUCCUGUAAUAAAAUCUCAAGUAUAACUGUUGUUUUCAUUCCGUUUGAGGACAUGGCAAGUGUGUGUGUAUGUUCAAGUUUCUUUUGCUUCCAAAUAAAACGUAAAGCACAAAGCUUACCACUGCUUGCUACCCAAGUGUGAGCUCUUGUUGUGUGCACCUUGUGAUAUAUGAUAAAAUUGUUUUGUGUUUGUGUUCCUCAUUCCA